CUGGACGUGGCCAUUGAUGGUGCCGAUGAAGCAGAUGCUAAAUUAACCCUCAUCAAGGGCGGUGGAGGAUGCCACUUGCAGAAAAAAUUGUUCUGCAGCGGCCAAACUUUUAUAGUUGUUGCAGAUUACAGGAAAGACUCAACAGCCCUUGGUGAACAGUGGACAAAAGGGAUUCCAAUUGAGGUUGUUCCAAUGGCAUAUCGUACUGUUCAGUUGAAAAUUGAGUUGGAGCUCGGCGGAAAAGCUGUAUUAAGACAAGCUAAAGCCAAAGCAGGUCCGGUUGUGACAGACAAUGGUAACUUUAUUGUGGACUGGGUUUUUGAUCGCACAUAUGAUUGGCAGAAAGUUAAUCAGCAGAUUAAGAUGAUUCCAGGUGUUGUGGAAACAGGUUUUUUUUUUGGAAUGGCCAAGAUUGCUUACUUUGGAAUGGGUGGCUCUGUGAAGGAACGAGAAGUGUGA
This is a messenger RNA of Cherax quadricarinatus, 459 nucleotides long. The record is from RefSeq and is a predicted model, not a curated record. NCBI's taxonomy places the organism in Eukaryota, Metazoa, Arthropoda, Malacostraca, Decapoda, Parastacidae.